Molecule: messenger RNA, 1340 nt
Organism: Xyrauchen texanus (razorback sucker)
Lineage: Eukaryota; Metazoa; Chordata; Actinopteri; Cypriniformes; Catostomidae
Gene: trmt10a
Product: tRNA methyltransferase 10A
Exons: 8
Coding region: 68-1075 (335 amino acids)
Biological process (GO): tRNA N1-guanine methylation
Cellular component (GO): nucleus; cytosol; nucleoplasm
Molecular function (GO): tRNA binding
Source: RefSeq, a predicted model, not a curated record
GUAAACAAUAGCACAUGAGAUGACAGCACUAUUGCAAAGACAGCAUUUUAGAGGAUCUUUAGAUUAAAUGGCCACUGAUAUGGCCAAUAUACCUGCAGUGCAGGAGAGCAGCCAUGAAUCUACAAAGCAUGAAAAUGAAAAGGUACAGACUGAAGAAGGGGAAACUCUGUCUAAAAGGCAAAGAAAAAGACUUCUCAAGAACCAACAGUGGGAGGAACAGAGAGAACUUCGCAAACAAAAGCGUAAGGAGAGAAAACAGCAGAGGAAACUUGAGAGACAAGCGCAGGCUGACGAUGGAGCGGAGUUGUCAGGAAAGAAGCGUCUGCGCAGAUCGGCAGAGCCCAGCUCUCUCAGACUGGUCAUAGACUGCAGUUUUGAUACCCUCAUGAUGCUCAAGGAUGUAAAGAAACUUCACAAGCAGAUUCAAAGGUGCUAUGCUGAGAACAGACGAACUCUACAUCCUGUACAGUUUUACCUCACAAGUCAUGGCGGACAGUUAAAGCAAAUCAUGGAUGAAAUUAACAAAGGCUGGGUGAACUGGAAGGAUGUCCAUUUCAAGCCUGACCCAUUUCAUGAAAUCAUGAGCAAGGAGGACCUAGUCUACCUCACCUCCGAUUCACCAAAUGUGCUUCAAGAACUGGAUGAGGCAAAAGCCUAUGUGAUUGGAGGCCUGGUGGAUCACAACCAUCAUAAGGGAAUCUCAUUUGAUCGUGCCAAAGAACUUGGCAUUGCCCAUGCUCAGCUUCCACUGGGCAGUUUUGUCAAGAUGAAUAGCCGUAAGGUGCUGGCUGUCAAUCAUGUUUUUGAGAUCAUUCUGGCAUUCCUGGAGAAACAAGACUGGCAGGAAGCUUUCUUUACUGUUCUGCCUCAGAGGAAGGGAGCUGUACCAGUGGGCCAAGAGAACAAGUUUGGACAGGGCAAUGAUGAGGAAGAGGAAGACUCUGAUCAAGACUCUGACUCAGGCCAUCUAAUCUCAGAAAAGAGAGCAGACUCGAAGGACCAACCAUCUAGCAAACAGGAAGAACUCCAAGCUGUACUAAACCAAUCUGAUUCCAGUGAGCGAAAUACAGCAUAGAGGGAUACAACUACUUGAUGCUGUCUUGUCCUAUUGGCAAUUGUUUUAAAUUAUCACUUCUUUUUUUUUUUUUUUUUUAAGUUUGAUGAUGUCUCUGUUGGAUAUGAGAUGCUUUGGACGCAAAGGUUUGGAGUGAAGAUGUUUUUGUUGAAAACAAAUUUGAACACUGGGAUAAAUGACAGCUUCCCUUUUGCAGCCUCUAACAUAAUUUUUUGUUGUUGUUUAUGUAUCAAUACAGAUGAAUAUAAUAUUACAGAGUAUGUUC